This is a messenger RNA of Bombus impatiens (common eastern bumble bee), 1268 nucleotides long. RefSeq names its product transmembrane protease serine 9-like. Lineage: Eukaryota; Metazoa; Arthropoda; Insecta; Hymenoptera; Apidae. Gene Ontology annotation, biological process: proteolysis. Bases 31 to 912 code for a protein of 293 amino acids. The transcript has 6 exons. The record is from RefSeq and is a predicted model, not a curated record. Gene Ontology annotation, molecular function: serine-type endopeptidase activity.
GGCAAACGAUCACCGAAAAUCGGAACAGACAUGGUCCCGCGCAACGUUUCCGUCGUUUUUUCGUCUCUCGUGUUCCUCGUCACCGUUGUCCACUGUAUCUCCAAGGAAUACAAUAAUUUCGCCGAUGUCCCUUGCGGUCAAGGAAACAUCGCCACACGCACGGCGAGACUCGUUGGAGGACAAAAUGCAAUUCCUCACGAAUUCCCUUGGAUGGUGAGCAUAAGCAGGAAAGGCGGACACUUUUGCGGCGGUACCAUACUUAAUUCAAGAUUCGUCCUGACUGCAGCCCAUUGCCUGUGUUCAGGGAGUUCUAUAAUCCCCACCGGUCAAUUACGGAUCAGCCUCGGCGAGUACAAUCUGAAGGGGCCGGAAGUUCCAGCAUCGAAGGAAGAGAGAGUGACGAACGUUAUCCUGCACCCUGGCCACAAGUGCGGAAAAUACGUGGACGAUAUUGCCCUUCUGGAACUUGCAAGGCCAAUCGCUUGGUCGGAGAGCGUGAAACCCGCCUGUUUACCUGUGGCCACAGGGAAACCAGGGUAUAGCGCCUUCGGCGGGGAACUCGCCAAGGCUGCUGGAUGGGGUUGGUUCGGCGAAGACAGGUCCAAAUAUAAACGAGCGGACGUGUUGCAGAAAGUGGAGGUUCGCGUGAUCGAGAACAACGUAUGUCGCGAGUGGUACGCGAGUCAGGGAAAGUCGACCCGCCAAAUGUGUGCUGGCCACGAAGAAGGUGGCCGCGACUCUUGCUGGGCUGAUAGUGGCGGACCUUUGAUGAUCGGAAGUCAAGCCGAUGGUAACAUAAUGGUGGUGGGGGUGGUCUCAUCAGGAGUGGGUUGCGCUCGACCACGACUUCCGGGUGUAUACACUAGAGUCUCGGAAUACAUACCCUGGAUCACGCAACACGUACUACGAUGAAACGAAACUCGAAGCUUCAUUCGCUUCACUUUCCACGGAACUGUCUGUAUAGACUUCGAAACGCAUUUUCUCUUCGUGUAUUUAAAGAGAAAGAGCGAAGUACCGUAAGAAGAUCGAUCUUGUCAAAUAUGUAACGUAUUCUUUUCGUUGAAGAAAUUUCGAAGCUAAAAACCAAUGCUUGAAUUAGUCUUAAUGGAGAUUCUUAAAUUAUUAAAAACUUACUUUAAAAGAUAGAUGUAGAAAACUAAUAUAAAGUAUAAGACGUGAUUUGUAAUACAAAUUUCGUCGAUUGCAACAAGACUAUAGAAUUAUAGAAUAAAGUUAUUAAUUAAAUUUAGCGAAGCCAUUAUUGUAAG